AUGUCAUCAAACGCACCUAUAAUUAAAAAAAAAAAAGAGGCUACUGCUAAACCAUGUAAUCUCAAAAAGCAUCUUGCAUAUGAAUGCAAAAAUGUUGAUUCGGAAACUAGAAUUAAAGUCUUGCACUUGUUAUCACAUGAUUUUGUUGAUUCGGAUAAUGAUACAGCAUUAACAUCAACUACCAAAACAAGUAAAAGGCAAAAAUUAAAUGAAUAUGAAAAUAUUCUUACUUCGUUAAGUAAGGAAGAUCAAAUUAACAAGAUAUUACUCAAAAAUAGUACAUUAUAUGCUACUUAUCCUAUCCCAAGUCGUUGGAUUGUAUCAAAUAUGCUUUUAGAUCAAGAACUUGUUUAUGUUAAUAUUAAAGUAGAACGAAUUAUUAAUAAUGAAGUUAAUCUUACAAUUGCUAUUGAUAG
Messenger RNA from Scutellospora calospora, 416 nucleotides. The record is from the annotation of a GenBank genome assembly. Lineage: Eukaryota; Fungi; Glomeromycota; Glomeromycetes; Diversisporales; Gigasporaceae.